AUGAAUGCCGACCGUUCCUGUACCACCCCCGACGAGGUUGCUCAAAAGUCCAGAGGCAAUCCCCUCGUCGACCGAGGUACGAUCACCAGCGGAGACGGCCCGGCCGCAGCACGAGAGCUGCGCCUAAUCCCCACAUUUACUUGCAGCUUCUUUGAUUGUCAUCCCAGGAUCGAGCAGCGGAAAUUGCCCAUCGCUUCGUGGAAUGACUUCGAGGGAGGGAAGGCCAGCCACGGAGGUGAUGAGGGUGAAGGCCGCGAUGCUCAAGGAUGA
This is a messenger RNA of Aspergillus thermomutatus, 270 nucleotides long. RefSeq lists its product as uncharacterized. The record is from RefSeq and is a predicted model, not a curated record. The transcript has a single exon. The coding region runs from base 1 to 270 and encodes 89 amino acids. Lineage: Eukaryota; Fungi; Ascomycota; Eurotiomycetes; Eurotiales; Aspergillaceae.